AUGGCAUCCGUCGUUUCUUCGUCGGCCGUCAAUGCUCAGGGUCAAAAUGCUCGCCAGUCAGCGCGCCAGACACGUACGAACCCAUCCAGAACGUCCAAGACGCUGGGACGGUCGUCAUUUGCCUACGGUCACGGCUCAAUGAUCGAAGCGCCCCCUACGCCUCCUGCCCCUCACGGAUUCUAUCCCGCCCUCACUCAUUUCACCGACGCCAUUACCGCUCUCCCGCGAGAAUUUCGCCGUCACAAUUCGUUGCUGAAGGAAGUGGAUGCAAAGGCUUGGGCGCUUGAGGAUAAUCUUCUCCAACUGUUGAAGGUUUCUUCGGAGUCGCAGCCUGUUCCUUGUCCGUUGAAUCCAGCGCCUAUUGUCGACGGGGUGGUUCGGGAUGAUGUUGUGCCAGCGGAUCCCUCGCAGCCUCCUGAAUCACAAGACAGCAAAAGCCGCCGUCUUCUUUUCGAUCGUGUGCGGCGCACCCUAGUGGAUCUGAUGAUGACCGCGGACGAAAAGAACCAUGUCAUUUCCAACGCCAAUGACGAAUUAGACCGGCAGCUUCUGCGCAUCGACGGCGUAUUCCCAUUCAUCGCAGGGGAGAUCAGUGAGGAGGCGCGCCUGGGCAGUCUUACGCACUGGGCCUACUCGAACAGGAACGCCGCCAAAACUACUACGAAUGAGCGUCCUCGACGGGAAGUCGCAUCCAACAAACAAGACCUGAACCAUGCGCUUGAAGCCGAAGCCGGAUCCCGUAGUGAUGCGAGACGGGAUGCCGCUCGCAAACAGCGGCGCACGCAUGCCGAUUCGGACUUUGACGAUGCUCGUGCAUCUGGUUCGCGGAAGGGGCAGGUUAGCAAGCCUCGUAGCGGUGCAGGUGCAGCUACUGGGGAUCUAUCUGCAGUCGGCCAUGGUGCACAAACUUCGGGUGCUUCGGGGGCUUCGGGUGCGACGAAACGCCGCAAGGUCGAAAGACCUCCAGCAGCCGAUACUGGCGCAGCGAUGGAAAGAUCCGCCAGCGGUGCUGGGAAUGCUUUGGGCCGUGGUGCAUCGAAGGAUGCGACAGCUUCAGAUGCCACCAAGAAGAGAUCUCGUGCUCCCAACACGAAUGCAACCGCUCGCAAGAGAAACAAUACCGGAACCUCUGCGGCAAAUUCUCCUGUCCUGGCACCUGCUCCUCUGGCCGGGGCGUCGAGUGCCGUGCGUAGCGCAGCCAGUCCUGGACCUGGAGCAGUCGCUCGGCCCCAGUCCUCUCGUGCUCAGCAGAGCUCUGGGCAGUCGACAAAUGGUCGCCAGCGGCCGUCCUCCUCGGCGUCCAAUCGCCUGGCAAGCAACAGCAAAAUCGUCGAUACCAAAACUCUACCUAAAGAAACUCCGAAAGCGGACAUGGUUGCAGCUGCACUUAAUUCAGAAUUGCAACGCCAAGCCGAGGAAGAGACUUCCGCCACAGCUGCAGCCAAGGCUGUCGGACCCGUGAGCAUGAAACGGGAAGAUACAGAGAUCCGUCCUGCUGAGUCGGUCGAACCUCGGGAGACGCCAGUACCUCAAGCUUCAAACACAGCUCCGAAGGGCCGGUCGUCGAAGACGUCCACGCCCGUGCUCUCCACUCUCUCAGAACCCAACUCCCAGCGCACCCGACCUACUCGCAACACAGACCCGGCGCCCGCGAAACGAUCACAUAAGAAGAGUGGCACUGUGGCUGUAGCCCAGCAGCGAGCGGCGUCUGAGGAGGAAGACUCGCUGCAUGAAGGGGACGACGAGGAUGAAGAUGGCGAGCCGCGGUACUGUUACUGCAACGAGAUCAGCUUCGGUGAGAUGGUUGCUUGUGACAACGAUGCGUGCCCGCGGGAAUGGUUCCACCUGUCGUGUGUUGGGUUGACCAAACCGCCGGGGAAGAAUGUCAAAUGGUACUGCAAUGAAUGCAAGGAGAAUAUGCGAAGAAGUCGGAAUGGGCGGUAA
Messenger RNA from Aspergillus lentulus, 1944 nucleotides. Its product is annotated as putative PHD finger domain protein (Ing1). Gene Ontology annotation, cellular component: Rpd3L complex; Rpd3L-Expanded complex; nucleus. Gene Ontology annotation, biological process: regulation of DNA-templated transcription. NCBI's taxonomy places the organism in Eukaryota, Fungi, Ascomycota, Eurotiomycetes, Eurotiales, Aspergillaceae. The record is from RefSeq and is a predicted model, not a curated record.